AUAUUAGAAGAAUUAGAAGAGAAAUUAGUAUUUAAUCGUGAUUUAAAUUCAAGAGAUGGUGAUGUUGCCGAACAUUAUGAUCAAUUUUAUAGAGAUCAUAAAUUAUUAUUGGUAUUAUUUAGAGCAUUAGCUGUAAUGCCAAUAUUACGUUCAUCACCUGGUCGUAUAACAUUUAAAUGGACAUCGAUAGCAUCAAUAUAUGCAAUAUUUUUUUGGACAUUUAUGACUGGUGUUGUAUUAUUUAUUGGUUAUCAUCGUAUUAAACAAUUAGAAACAGUUAAAGGAUUCGAUGAUUAUAUAUAUUCAGUAAUAUUUUUAAUAUUUUUAGUACCACAUUUUUGGGUACCAUUUGUUGGUUGGGGUGUUGCUAAAGAAGUUGCUAUAUAUAAAACAAUGUGGGGUGCAUUUCAAGUACGUUUUUAUCGUGUCACCGGUACAACAUUACAAUUUCCAAAUUUAAAAUUAUUAAUUGUUAUAAUAUCAAUUGGUUGUCUAUUAUGUUCAAUAUUAUUUUUAGGUUCAUUAUCAUAUUUAUUAGAAGGUUUUCCAUUAUGGAAUACAUUAGCAUAUUAUCAUAUAAUAACAAUGAUAAAUAUGAAUUGUGCCUUAUGGUAUAUUAAUUCAAGAGCAAUUAAAACAGCAGCAAUUAGUUUAUCUGAUUGUUUUAAAAUUGAUACAGAUUUUAAUUGUAGUUAUAAUUGUGUAUCAAGAUAUCGUUUUUUAUGGUUAAAUUUAAGUGAAUUAUUACAAUCAUUGGGUAAUGCAUAUGCAAGAACAUAUGCAACAUAUUGUUUAUUUAUGUUUGUUAAUAUAACAAUAGCAAUAUAUGCAACUUUAUCAAAAAUUUUAGAUAAUGGUUUUUCAUUUUCAUUUAAGGAAUUAGGUUUAAUUGUUAAUGCUGGCUAUUGUAGUAUAUUAUUAUUUAUAUUUUGUAAUUGUUCGCAUAAUGCAACAUUAAAAGUUGAUAAAGGUGUACAAGAUACAUUAUUAUCAAUUGAUUUAAGUAAAGUUGAUUUACAAACAAAAAAAGAAAUUGAUUUAUUUAUAUUGGCAAUUGAAAUGAAUCCAGCUGUUGUUAGUUUAAAAGGAUAUGCAAAUGUUAAUCAUGAAUUAUUAACAUCAUCGAUAACAACAAUUGCAAUAUAUUUAUUAGUAUUAAUACAAUUUAAAAUGGCAUUUCGUGGUACAUUAAUUUUACAAUUACAAGCCCCUGGAUCACUUAGAAAAAGAAGAGCUUUUAAUGAAAGACAAAGCAUUCCAUGA
Messenger RNA from Condylostylus longicornis, 1263 nucleotides. Its product is annotated as gustatory and odorant receptor 21a-like. The transcript has 2 exons. Gene Ontology annotation, cellular component: membrane. The coding region runs from base 136 to 1263 and encodes 375 amino acids. Gene Ontology annotation, biological process: sensory perception of taste. Lineage: Eukaryota; Metazoa; Arthropoda; Insecta; Diptera; Dolichopodidae. The record is from RefSeq and is a predicted model, not a curated record.